Messenger RNA from Lytechinus variegatus (green sea urchin), 1492 nucleotides. RefSeq lists its product as uncharacterized. Bases 438 to 1406 code for a protein of 322 amino acids. The transcript is spliced from 3 exons. The record is from RefSeq and is a predicted model, not a curated record. NCBI's taxonomy places the organism in Eukaryota, Metazoa, Echinodermata, Echinoidea, Temnopleuroida, Toxopneustidae.
CAGUGGACGGGCGGUGGUUGAAGAUUCUUCCUGAGAUUUCUACACUUUGUGUUAUUCGUUCAAAAUAUCACUCGGAUGAAGAUCCUGUCUUCUAAUCUUUGUAAUUCGGAAGCUGCAAAGUGCGAAAACAUCUAGAUAUUUUACAGAAUGAUUGUUUGUUUGUGAAAUGGUGGCAAGGUGCUAUGAGGUUACAUUGCAUUUGUACCAUAGGAUGGAACCAGGAAGGAUGUGUCCCGUUGCAUCGCUGUGUCUACUUCAGUUUUAACGUCGUACAUAUAUGAUAACAGCUGUUUGGGAGUCUCGUUAUCAUUCUCGCGCAUGAAGUUGUUGCGGUCGGUACUGAUGUUAUGAUUUGAGGCUGACUGGGUGAGUGGAUCAUGUGGUUUCAGUGAAUCGGUUAGCCACAAUUAAAGUGAGCAUGUAGCAAGACGAUUUACAUGGAAAUGGACGUGGUGCGAGUGUCUGGUGAGGACUCUGUAUCAGGUUGUGAAAGUAGAGGCAAGUCUGAUCGCAUGUUUCCAGGGACAAGCUCUUGCACUUGUACCUAUGACUUUGCUAUCCUGCAUGGAGAAAAAGACAAAGGCUUAGCUGAGAGGUUCUUUGCAGUUUUAGAAGGAACAUACAAGCUAAAAGGGUAUCUCAGCAAGCGAGACUGUGUGGUGGGUGUUAUCAAACAACGGCAACUUGUGAGAGCAUGGCAGGCUUCUAGCUUUAUCAUUGAACUCAUCUCGCCGUCUUCAUUCAAGAAUAAGGUCUUUCAGAAGUACAGGAGCAUUGCACAUGAGGUGGAGAGUAAGCGGACCAAACCAAAUCAUCCAGAGGUGCUUCCGAUCUAUGUGGAUAUUCCUUUGAAGGAGCAACGUGGCGUGAGUACCAGGGUCGGUCGAUCUUACUCGGACACCGACCUCUUCUGGGACGAGUUAGCAGCUCACAUUCUGAACAACCACUCUUGUGUUGAAGUUACCAAAGAAGCUUCUGUUGAAUCCAGGGUAGACUCCAAUCAAAAUGACCCAUCCUCCAAUGCUCAUCUUGACUUGACAAAUAAUAACAAUGAUCCAGCUGAGAAGCCUCUUCCUGUCAAAUGCAGGAAAAAGCACAAGAUAUUCAGAGGAUUAUUCAAGAACAACAAAAAGAAAAAGUUCAAGAGAAAGUUAAAGACCUCAAGUGACUAUAAAAAGAAGGCCAAGGGUGGUAAAUGCAAAUCAAGAAAGAACUUGAAAUCUCUUCGUAAGUUACUUGUAUGCGUGCCUGCUGGCUCAAAGGAGUGUUCAUGCUCGAGUCCACCAACAAGUAUCCAGCCUGUUUCGACAUUUCACUCGCCCAAUACUGCCAAGGUGGAGGAAGUUGAACUAAAUUUUGCAGAAACUGCUUCUAGAAUGGACACAACCUCAGAGCACGAGAGAUAGCUCCAUCCAUUACACUGCUUAAUUAAAGGCAAUGUCAUCAGAAGAUUUGUAGCCAAGUUUUAUUCACCAAUGAAUGAGCUGAUCAG